Messenger RNA from Pseudogymnoascus destructans, 2258 nucleotides. RefSeq lists its product as uncharacterized. Gene Ontology annotation, molecular function: ATP binding; protein serine/threonine kinase activity. Gene Ontology annotation, cellular component: cytosol; preribosome, small subunit precursor; nucleus. NCBI's taxonomy places the organism in Eukaryota, Fungi, Ascomycota, Leotiomycetes, Thelebolales, Thelebolaceae. The coding region runs from base 181 to 1506 and encodes 441 amino acids. The record is from RefSeq and is a predicted model, not a curated record. The transcript has 2 exons. Gene Ontology annotation, biological process: protein phosphorylation; maturation of SSU-rRNA.
GCCUAGAGCUUCGCUCGCAUCGUUCGUGAGAGGACCACAUCCAUUAAGUAAGCGGGCCCGUGCGCUAAACUGGCAGGGGUGGCCUAUCAUGACCGCCCAUGGCAGAAAAAGUCCGAUAAUUGAUCGUGUGCGAGAAGCCUCGAACCUUGCUCCGAAUACUUUCAAAUAACAACCGCAAAUAUGAAGUUAGACACGAAAUAUAUGCGCUAUAUCACCCAGGAUGACUGGAAAGUCCUCACUGCCGUGGAAAUGCUCUCGAAAAACCACGAAGUCGUCCCCACGAAACUAAUCGGACAGCAAUCCCACCUCGGCGGUAGUACCGCGCGCUCCAUCUCCGCCCUUGCAAAAAUCGGCCUGAUCGCGCGCCUGCGCAACGCAAAAUACGACGGCUACCGUCUCACCUACGGCGGUCUCGACUACCUUGCGCUUCACACGCAUAACAACAAGAGCGCCGUCUACAGCGUUGGCAACCAGAUCGGUAUAGGCAAAGAGUCCGACAUCUUUGUCGUCGCCUCGCCGACAGGCCGCCAACUAGUCCUCAAGAUCCACCGCCUCGGCCGGAUCUCCUUCCGCACCGUCAAGGCGAACCGCGACUACCUACGCAACCGGCAGGGCGGGUCAUGGAUGUACAUGUCCCGCCUCGCCGCCUUGAAAGAAUACGCCUUCCUCACCGCCCUACGUGAGCAUAACUUCCCCGUCCCCGAGCCGAUCGCGCAGUCCCGGCACACCCUUGUCAUGUCCCUCAUCGACGCCUUCCCCAUGCGCCAGAUCGCCUCUGUGCCUGACCCCGCGUCCCUGUACGCCGAGCUGAUCGCCAUGAUCCUGCGUCUGGCGCAGUACGGGCUCAUCCACGGUGAUUUCAACGAGUUCAACAUCCUCGUGGAGGAGAAACCUGACCCAGCUGCCAAGGGCGGCGUCGCGCUCACUCCCAUCCUUAUCGAUUUCCCGCAGAUGGUAUCAGUGGAUCACGCGAACGCGGAGUACUACUUUGACCGCGACGUGAACUGCAUCAAGCGCUUCUUCAAGAGGAGGUUUCAGUUUACGCCUACGGAGGCCGGGCCGCACUUUGCGGAUGCGAGGAAGCUGAUUGGAAAGGAUGGCGCAGUGAGGUUGGAUGUGAACGUCGAGGCGAGUGGCUUUUCGAGGAAGCAGGCGAAGGAGUUGGAGGCAUAUAUGAAGUCGGUUGGAGUGGAUGGGGAUGGGGACCCAAACGCUCCCAGGGCCGAUCUUGAGGAGGACGCUAAUGAUGAUGGCGAUGAUGACGAGGAGGGGUCCGAUUUUGUUGAGGAGGAAGAACCGGAAGCUAAGCCCGUGACUAAAAGGGAAUGGAGAGACGAUGUCGAGUAUACGACAGACCGUCUGGGAAAUACGGUGGAAGUUGUAAAAGAGCCGGAAGCUGAGCCCGCGGAGAAAAAGGAAUCGAGAGACGAUGUCGAGUAUACGGCAGACCCCUUGGGAAAUACGGUGGAGGUUUUAAAGACUCUGAGCGUCGACGAUAAAACAUGAGGGGUUUACUAUUAUUACGGUUGGAAUACUUUUUAAAGGGCCGCGAGCACUUCACAUGGUUCAUCCACAUUUAGACUCCAGGACGUUAUCAAUGUAACAGCUCUCCGUGUCAAGAAGGGUUGUAAGGAACUUGGUCACAAUUGCAAGUCAAAAGGCAGCUGAUAAGCAGGUUUUUAGCUAAUUAGCUAGAGGAUCAGCGAGUACAUCAUCGUGGGUGGGAAGACCACAACCACGGGAAAUAAUUAAGCGCCGAAGGAAACUACAAGCAAGCAUGCACCUUUGAUACUUCGUGACGACCUGCAAUCGCCUGUUCGAUCCAUCUCCCACUAAUGAAUGAUUUCGUGCAAAUCGCUUUUGAUGAAAUGCCAUACCCUUCUUGAAGUAUGUCCUCCUCCAGUAGACCCGAUGCCACAUGGCCUCCUAUGAUACACAGCUGAACUCCCAAGCUUUCGAUGGACAUUACGUAUGUAUUGAGGUAGGUAUGAUCCGUAAGGAUAUGAGCCUAGAUGAAUAUUCGAGGGGUAUAAUGCCGUGAGUAUGAGUAUGAAGGUCCUUGGACGCGUAAAACUGAACGUGGGCUGUUUAGCACCACGAAAAAUAUGCUGUUCUUGAUAACAUAAGACUGUUCCUUCUCUUUAGUUUGUAGCCGCAAGUGGUAGUUAUCAUGCCAAAGUCGCAUCAAACCCGAACUGGAGAUAAACAAUUAAUAGUAGCGCCCUCAUCAGCCGAGUCGUCGUCAGAGACCGUUGGGG